This is a messenger RNA of Triplophysa dalaica, 3526 nucleotides long. It is a transcript of the gene pank1a, whose product is annotated as pantothenate kinase 1a. The transcript has 8 exons. Gene Ontology annotation, cellular component: nucleus; cytosol. NCBI's taxonomy places the organism in Eukaryota, Metazoa, Chordata, Actinopteri, Cypriniformes, Nemacheilidae. Bases 250 to 1581 code for a protein of 443 amino acids. The record is from RefSeq and is a predicted model, not a curated record. Gene Ontology annotation, molecular function: ATP binding; pantothenate kinase activity. Gene Ontology annotation, biological process: coenzyme A biosynthetic process.
AUGAACCGGCUGUUUGACAGGGUGGCUGCCGCAGCGCUGCAUGGGACCACAGAAAUAUGACCGACAAUGACCUCGACCGUAGCGUGUGUUAGCUCUUAGCUCUUAAUUCGACACUUGUAAACAAACGGUUUAACCAUUGCUUGUAUUAUUACUCUUGAGUCAAUUAGCCUACUUCCGUUUUCAUACCUAGACAGCGAGGCACAUUUAGCGCGUGUCCGUGUGUUGUAGCUCUAUAAUUUGCAUUAAACAAUGGACAAAGCCAAAUCGGCGAUGGACCAGAACGGAGUUGGGUAUACAAACGGCGUGCACAAGCCGAUCCGACGACAGCUGAGCAACGGGAGCUGUAGCCCGGUCACCACGACGGACGAAAAUCACCAUCACCACCAAGACCCUCAAAACGACGGGUCCCCGGCGAAGAGGUGUCGACUGUGGAGGCGAGUGGAAUCUGCGAAGAAAAGCAGACCACCCUUUCCCUGGUUCGGGUUGGACAUCGGCGGUACUUUAGUCAAACUUGUUUACUUUGAACCGAAAGACAUCACUGCAGAGGAGGAGCAGGAGGAGGUAGAGAAUCUGAAGAGCAUACGCAGGUAUCUCACCUCCAACACUGCUUACGGCAAAAGCGGUGUCCGUGAUGUCCACCUGGAAAUACACAACCUCACCAUCUGCGGACGCACAGGAAACCUGCACUUCAUUCGCUUCCCCACCACUGGCAUGCAUAGAUUCAUCCAGAUGGGCAGAGACAAGCACUUCUCAAGCUUGCAUACCACUUUAUGUGCCACGGGGGGCGGAGCUUACAAGUUUGAGAAUGAUUUCAGAACGAUGGGAGACCUGGAGCUGCUGAAGUUGGAUGAGUUGGACUGUCUGAUCCAGGGGCUGCUGUACAUGGACUCGGUUGGCUUUAAUGGUCAUCCUGAGUGUUAUUACUUUGAGAACCCAUCUGACACGCAGAACUGCAUCAAGAGACCAUGCUGUCUUGACAACCCUUUCCCCAUUUUGCUGGUUAACAUUGGCUCGGGCGUCAGCAUUCUGGCAGUGUACUCCAAAGAUAACUACAAACGUGUGACGGGCACUAGUCUCGGAGGAGGGACGUUUUUGGGGCUGUGUUGUCUGUUGACGGGUUGCGAGACAUUUGAAGAGGCUCUUGAGAUGGCUAGUAAAGGGGACAGCACCAAUGUGGAUAAACUAGUGAAGGAUAUCUAUGGAGGAGACUACCAGCGUUUCGGCCUGCAGGGCUCAGCAGUGGCUUCAAGGGUCUCAUGUGACUCAAACUAUUUUGGACACAUGAUGAGCAAAGAGAAGAGAGACAGUAUUUCCAAAGAGGACCUGGCCAGAGCGACUUUAGUUACUAUUACCAACAACAUUGGCUCCAUCGCACGCAUGUGUGCAGUCAAUGAGAAAAUUGAACGUGUUGUUUUUGUUGGGAACUUUCUGCGCAUAAACACAGUGUCAACGAAGCUUCUUGCAUAUGCUAUGGAUUUUUGGUCCAAGGGCCAAAUGAGAGCCCUCUUCCUGGAACAUGAGGGAUACUUUGGAGCCGUUGGAGCUUUCUUAGAACUGCUGAAAUCAUCUUUAGAUGACUAAAAGAAAGACAUCGACUACUUAUCGACUACUUAUCCACAGAAGGACUUCCACACAGAAAUCUGAAAGAAGCCAUAAUAGUAAUUACUUGUAAAUAACUUUGAAAAAAGGUUUUUAAAGAUAUUUUUAUGAAUAACACGGUCUCUUUCAGACUCUAACUGAACAUUUCUUUUUUCUGUUGUUUUUCAUUUUGUACUGUUUGUAAAUAUCUCUACUGUAUAUUGAACAGGAAAAGUUUAACCAAGGCCAAAUCGUGCUGUGUUAAAGUUUCCUUAUUCUUGAACUGGCACUAGGCGAAAGGGGCACAUCUGUAUUUAACUGUUCUCUUUAUGUGGCCCUUGCCAGAUAGUGGACCUUUAAACUGCUGUUUAGACCCCAAAUAAUGUUUAACAAUGUUUAACAAAUUAUUCUGGUUAUACAAGUCUUUGUUUAAGAUUUCUGCAUAACAUGAAAUAACCUUUUAUGGUUCGUUCUCCGUUCACUCUUCACUGCUGUUAGCGUUUUUUCAUUCGUUCGUUCAAACGGGAAUCAGUUCAUUGUGGUAAUUUAUAGACGAAAAUGCGCGCUGAUUCACAUGAAGCCUUUCAUUUCUCACAUGGUUUUAAUUUUAAGAAGGAUUUCUAUGGGACCAAGUGGCCAAUUUAAAAUUGUCACUUCCGUUAGGAAACUACUGUAAUGUCCCAUGUAGAGUAGGUACAUGAUACUUGAUAUAGAACUUACAACGGAGAAAAAUACAAUGACUUUUAAAAUUGUGUUUUACAAAAUAGGCCAGUUAGCUCUGUCUGGUUUGUGUGAGCUUUGCCUCUAUCCACCCUGCCUUUUUUCUGUUGCUGUGUCUUUACCGUCAAACCAAAGUCACUUUACAAUCUAAAACUGAUUAUAUAAACAUACCUCGUGUUUAGCUGCCUUUCUCUGGUCUAAACAGCAGUAAUGAUGUACUCAGAGUAGCAGGGUGCAAAGUUUCCUCGCCAUUCAAAUAUCAAACAUGUUUAGACGGUUCAGUGGCUUUCCAUUGUAGUGCCAAACUGUAAGACGGAGAGGUCAAACCCGACAGCCUGCUAAUUCAAACACUUUUGCUUUGUCAGGCCAUGUCCUGUGUCGCCUCAAUAACUAAAUUACUUCUCAUGAAAGUUGCCUGCUAUUAUUCUUCAGAUUAAUAUAGUUGAAAGCUGCUAAAGAAAAAAACGAUCAUCUUUGUAUUUGUUUUUACCUUCAAUGUGAGAUUUUCUAUGUAAAAACGGUUGUAUAACUAAUUUAAGCAUAAUAACGACUUUGUUUGGAUUUGGUAUUAAGAAAGUUAACAUAUUUGGUGCACAGUUGCAAUUUAUCUGAUUUUUUAUGCAAGUACACUGCAUAAAAUUGUAUGUUCAAGCAAAGCUGUCAACCACUCUCUCUCAUUUGCUCAUAUUCAAAAAUCAGCUUUUUGUAAAUGUGGUUGGCUUCCUCUUAUAGAGUUUAAAAAAAUGUUAUAUCGCUGCUCAUGGAAGCAGUACGUAUCUGCUGCCAGCUUUAACAAAAUUAUGAUUUUAGUGGCUGAAGGCCAGUCCUCUUGCAAUGCAGUAAAAUCAAUUGUCCACGAUGUUGUUUGCAUACGGCAGUUUUGGGGAGUCAGUCUGCUAUUCUCAGAAAAUUUCUGUCUGUGAUACUGCUGUGCUAAAUGAGAGUUUGAGCUUUCGGGGCAGAGGGUUCCUUUCUCUUUGAGAUUUGUGUGUGUUUUCUUUAGGUUCCUGCUGAGAUUGUUAAGACUUGCUUUGCUCAAUACAGUUUGUGGAAAGAUGUAAAUAGUAAUGCCUUUCUAUCUCUGCUUUGACAGAAGCCACUGUUUUUCUUAGUGAAAGUUGUGACUUCACUAUAUAAAAUGGAACACUUGAUAUGUGUGUGUGCACUGGAUUUAUUGGAUGUAGAGACUCCAGAAAGGGCAUUUAAGACAAAUAAAAUAUUAAACAGA